CGCGGGAUAAGUGAUCCACUGCUACUAGAUACGGAGGCCUGUUAAGCAAAAGCCUUUUGUAUUCCAUUCAGAACCAUUUGAGCCAUUUAAAAUAUUUGAAACAGUGCGCCGAUUGUGCCAAGCUAAGUUUGAUGUUUGAAUUUCAAGUUAUCGGAUAUUGGGACUAACUUAACUAGUGUGCUACAGCAGAUUAGUCAUGACUGUUGCUGUUCCGGGCGAGAGUGCUAGAGAGAAAGCACUAAGUUACUACAGACGUAAACUUGUGGAACAUAGAGGAAUAGAUGCAAGGCUCAAGGAAGCUCGAGAAAAAUCCAAAGCGAUUUCAAAAGAGUACGACAAAGCAGAGAAUGAUUUGAAAGCACUUCAAAGUGUUGGCCAGAUAGUAGGUGAUGUUUUGAAGCAGCUGACUGAUGAUCACUUCAUUGUUAAGGCUAGUAAUGGACCGCGAUAUGUUGUUGGCUGUCGACGCAGUUUACAAAGCAGUAAAUUAAAACCGGGCACUAGAGUUGCAUUGGACAUGACCACAUUGACAAUUAUGCGCCAAUUACCACGUGAAGUGGAUCCACUAGUUCAUAACAUGUCUGCAGAAGACCCAGGUUCUGUAUCUUAUGCUUCUGUUGGUGGCCUGGCUGAUCAAAUUCGUGAACUCAGAGAAGUAAUUGAACUCCCGCUUAUGAAUCCAGAAUUGUUCCAUAGAGUUGGUAUAACCCCUCCAAAAGGAUGCCUUCUUUAUGGUCCACCGGGGACUGGUAAAACUCUUCUAGCACGUGCUGUAGCAUCACAACUUGAUGUCAACUUUUUAAAGGUUGUAUCCAGUGGUAUUGUUGAUAAGUAUAUUGGUGAAUCAGCUCGUCUUAUUCGAGAAAUGUUCAAUUAUGCACGAGAUCAUCAACCCUGUAUUAUUUUUAUGGAUGAAAUUGAUGCAAUUGGCGGUCGUCGUUUCACUGAAGGUACAAGUGCUGAUCGUGAAAUUCAACGUACAUUAAUGGAAUUAUUAAAUCAGAUGGAUGGUUUUGAUGCACUUGGUCAGGUUAAAAUGAUCAUGGCAACUAAUCGUCCGGAUACCCUUGAUCCGGCUCUGCUUAGACCUGGACGUUUAGAUCGUAAAAUUGAAAUUCCUCUGCCUAAUGAACAAGCUCGAAUGGAUGUACUAAAGAUACAUGCAGCUCCAAUAGCCAAACAUGGUGAAAUAGAUUGGGAAGCAGUUGUUAAACUAUCUGAUGGAUUCAAUGGAGCUGAUCUACGCAACGUUUGCACAGAAGCUGGUAUGUUUGCUAUACGUGCAGAGCGAGAUUAUACAAUAGAAGAGGAUUUUAUGAAAGCUGUACGAAAAAUAGCUGAUGCUAAGAAAUUAGAAACAAAAUUAGACUAUAAACCAGUCUGAAUAUAACGAUAUACUAUUUUGCAUGCACAUUGCUGAUGUAUAAGAGGUUAUUCAACAAGUAUUGAUUUUCAAUCAAACAAAGUUUUUAUUAAUCAACCUAAUAAAGUGUUUAACCAAUUAUUACUUGUAUAUUUCGGCUAUGUUUUAUAUAGUACAAAGGCGAAAUAAAAAUGUAAUUUACUGGUCAUAAUUUCAUUGUUUUCGACAUAGAUAGUGUAAUCAAGUCAUAUUGACUAAUUAGGGCUUCGUCAGACAAUUUAAAUGGUAUUUAAU
Molecule: messenger RNA, 1657 nt
Organism: Schistosoma spindalis
Lineage: Eukaryota; Metazoa; Platyhelminthes; Trematoda; Strigeidida; Schistosomatidae
Source: the annotation of a GenBank genome assembly